Juglans regia (Persian walnut) is the source of this 318-nucleotide messenger RNA. RefSeq names its product protein GLUTAMINE DUMPER 6-like. The coding region runs from base 1 to 318 and encodes 105 amino acids. NCBI's taxonomy places the organism in Eukaryota, Viridiplantae, Streptophyta, Magnoliopsida, Fagales, Juglandaceae. Gene Ontology annotation, biological process: regulation of amino acid export. The transcript has a single exon. The record is from RefSeq and is a predicted model, not a curated record.
AUGCAGAGGCCGGCUACAAGCACGUCAUCUUCAGUAUCCGAAGUCCGGCUAUGGAAGUCUCCGAUCCCAUAUCUCUUUGGGAGCCUAGCUCUAAUGUUGUUACUUAUCGCCGUGGCAUUGAUCAUCUUAGUUUGCUCGUACAGAAAACGUGUUUCCAAUUCCUCAGGUGAAAACGAAGACAAGCCAGCUGCUGCAAAGACGAUGGAUGCAGUGAUUGAUACCGAGCCAAGGAUCGUUGUUAUAAUGGCCGGGGACGACAAGCCCACGUACUUGGCUACUCCUUCCAUUCCUUCGACUCACCCUAGUGAGCAAGUUUAA